Molecule: messenger RNA, 2551 nt
Organism: Caenorhabditis sp. 36 PRJEB53466
Lineage: Eukaryota; Metazoa; Nematoda; Chromadorea; Rhabditida; Rhabditidae
Source: the annotation of a GenBank genome assembly
AUGGACGUGCACUUUGAGCGGGACGACGCCGAUUGCACGCUUGGCGUCAAAAAAGCAAGCGAAGGGUGCUAUGUGCUCAAAGACGCGGUAAGCACUUCUCAUUGUUCAUCAAUUUUCGAGCUAAUGUUCUUUAGGUACUUGUCGAGUACAAAGUGAACGGACAAUUGGCCGGCAAAAUCAAGGCGCCGGUGGAGGGAGUGGUGACGUACGCGCAGGGCCUCGAUCCCAAAGUCGCCCUGAGCAAGGUAGGCUCUAUUUGAAGGUUUUAGCGAAUGUUUCCGAAAAACUACGCUUUUCAGGGCCAAUUGAUCGCAAGAAUCGCCGACUGCACGCACGCGAUCGUCAUCAAGGAUAUGUGCGCGACGUGCGGCAAGGAUUUGAGGGAACGCGGCGGACGAGCGGGACAGCGGACCGAACAGUCGACGGCGAACGUCUCGAUGAUCCACCACGUGCCGGAGCUGAUCGUCUCCGACUCGCUGGCUCAAGAGCUCGGAUCGGCGGACGAGUCGAAUCUGAUCAACACGCGCAAACUGGUGCUGUUGGUCGAUUUGGACCAGACGAUCAUUCACACCUCGGACAGACCCAUGACCGUCGACACUGACAAGGUAGGCCGCAGAAAAAAAUUCAGGAAAACGGGAGGAAUUUUGCAGCACAAGGACAUUACAAAGUACACGCUGCACCAACGACUGUACACGACGAAACUGCGCCCGCACACGACCGAAUUUCUGCACAAAAUGGCGCAAAUGUACGAGAUGCACAUUGUGACGUACGGACAACGACAGUACGCCCAUCAGAUCGCCAAGAUAUUGGAUCCGGACGAGCGUAUCUUCGGACAUCGCAUCCUCUCGCGUGAUGAACUCUUCUCGGCCCAGCACAAGACUCGCAAUCUCAAGGUUCGCCGCUUUUUUCGCCGUUGUUCUACGUGGAAAUGCAUUUGCAGGCGCUGUUCCCGUGCGGCGACAACCUCGUCGUGAUAAUCGACGAUCGGGCGGACGUCUGGCAGUACUCGGACGCGCUCAUUCAGAUCAAACCGUACCGCUUCUUCCGCGAAGUCGGCGACAUUAACGCGCCGAAGGGAGCCGAUCGGAAAGAGCAUCGGAUGCCGUCGGAGAUUGAAGACGACGCGCACGAGGACCGCGUUCUUGAGGAGAUCGAGCGGGUGCUCACGAACAUUCACGACAAGUACUACGAGAAGUACGAUCUGCGGCCGCACAACGACUCUGUCCCUCUUCUUGACGUCAAGGUAUGCAUAGGGCAUGACACUGCAGAAACGUACCUUUACCUUGUUCCGUAUCAACCUCGAUGAAAUGCAUUUCUGCACUGUGUCAAACUAUUCCAAUCCAUUUGCAGGAAGUGAUAAAAGCGGAGCGGAGAAAAGUUCUCGACGGCUGUGUCAUCUGCUUCUCUGGAAUAGUUCCGCAGGGCCAGAAGCUGGAGCACACGGACAUUUACCGACUCUGUCAGCAGUUCGGCGCUUCGAUUGUUCCCGAUGUCACGGAGGAGGUGACGCACGUCGUCGCCGCUCGAUACGGAACACAGUUAGUCUUUUAAUUGUACGAAAAUCCACGAUGGCUGACUGAAACAUUUGCAGAAAGGUGCAUCAGGCGGUGCGUCUGGAGAAGCACGUCGUCAAUGUGCAGUGGGUGUUCGCGUGCGUCGAGAAGUGGAUAAAAGCGGACGAGAAGGUGCACGAGGUGACGAAAGACUCGACGCCGCCGGAGGGCCGACCGCAAGGAUCCAAGUACGUCAACGUCGAUCUGGGCAACGAUUUGGCCAAUAUGGACACGAUCGGCAAAGCCCAGAUGGCCGAGAUGAAUGCGGAAAUCGACGAGGCAAUGUCGGACGAGGUUUUUUUUAGCGAUUUUUCUUCAAUUUCUCACAAAUAGUCCGCCGUUUUGCCAGGAAGAAGACGAAGAUGAGAACGAGGAGGAGGACGGCGACGACGGCGACGACGACGACGAGGAAGAAGAGGAAAACGGAAAGAAAAGCGAGGAGAGUGCGGAAAACGAGCCGAAACCCGAGGAGAAACGUGGCAAGAAGCGAGCGCAUUGUCCGGAGGAGGAGUGGGAGAGCGACAAGGAGGAGGUACGCUUUCAAUGCGAUUUUAGAAUUUUUUUUGGAAUUUUCCAAAUUUUUUGUUGAGUAUUUUUCUUUGAAACAUGCGAAUUUAUUGCAGGAAGAAGACGAUGAGGACCCGCCACUUUCCUACAAGGCGCUUCUGUCGAGAUCGCGGAAGGAGGGACGAAUUGUGCCGGAAGAGGACGAACAGGACGUGUUCGACGUCGACGAUGAGGUAGAAAUUGAGAGAAAUUGAUUUCUAAAGCAUUUUUCCGCCAAUUUCAAUGCCUUUUUGCAGAAAGGCCACGUGUCGGUGACGGGCAACGACGAGGACGGCGAAAAAGAAGAAGAAGAAGACGUCGAGGACGAGGAGAAGGAUGAGGACGAGCAAGAGACGGACGACGACGACGAAUUCGAGGACAUGGCCGCUCUGGUGGAGAGACAAAUCAGCGAGACGGCCGACGAUCGCGCCAAUGACAACGAACCUCUCUAA